AUAUGGCGCUUUCAUGAAAUCCUUUUGUGCACUUCCCCUUGCUGCGGCCAUCAUGAACAGGCAAUUCCUAUGCAUCCACAGGGUCUUUCACCAGAGUUGAACACUUUGGCUGAUAUCAGAGCGAUUGACCGGUUCUGCGAGCCUCCGACACACAGGCUGAGCGCUAAUGUGCGAUAUUCUAUGGUCGGAUACUGUCAAAGACUUCAGGCAAGAGAAGAUAUACGAAGCUUCGUUCAUAAUCACGUUCUGGGUUGUUCCUACUUCUUAACCAACAAAGCCCCCGUCUUGAAGUACGAGAGCAACGUGAUGAACAUUCGGCAGUUUAACCACACGCUUCAUCCGUACUGGCUACCUGACUUUAUGAACUUGUUUACUUGGAGUUUUCCCUUUGUGGGAGAGAAAAAUACGGAGGAGUUGGUGAAGAUUUCAGAACUCAAGUGUAUAUCUGGUUCUAGCAAGUUGCCAUAUGGCACGCUAGCGUUGAGUACAGAGGGUAUUCAAGAUGCCAUUUCUGACUUCGAGGAUGCGUACACGGAAGUCAGACAUCGAAAUGAACGCCUCCCUCUAGAACUGUUUGAUGCCGAUGAGGCAAAGGUUUUCCUGGCCAAAGCACAUUCUGGGUCACUACUGACGACCCCAGCAGACAUCAUUGAGUCCCCUGUGUCGUGCGGUGGAGCCAUCCCUGAGCAGUGGGCAGAUGUGUUCUCCGCUGACCCCAUUCAACACGCCAUUCAAGGGCAGGCAUGGUCGGCAGGCUUCACUUGGGACUCCGAUGACGAAGCGCCGGAGUUUGCUAACGAUGCUCCUCCACCUACUGCCGCCUUUCAAUACUACACACCUGUUAGCAUUCCCCGCAUUCAACUCCAUCUCGUGUCCUCCUUGUUCAACAACCUCUGUCACAGGGUCACUCAUACUCAUGUCAUACGCACUCACCUCGUGCACCUGGGGGUCGCGGCUACCUGA
Molecule: messenger RNA, 963 nt
Organism: Suillus subalutaceus
Lineage: Eukaryota; Fungi; Basidiomycota; Agaricomycetes; Boletales; Suillaceae
Exons: 8
Coding region: 70-963 (297 amino acids)
Biological process (GO): calcineurin-mediated signaling
Cellular component (GO): calcineurin complex; cytoplasm
Molecular function (GO): calmodulin-dependent protein phosphatase activity; calmodulin binding
Source: RefSeq, a predicted model, not a curated record